Anolis sagrei ordinatus is the source of this 819-nucleotide messenger RNA. It is a transcript of the gene PSMB2, whose product is annotated as proteasome 20S subunit beta 2. Gene Ontology annotation, biological process: proteasomal protein catabolic process. NCBI's taxonomy places the organism in Eukaryota, Metazoa, Chordata, Lepidosauria, Squamata, Anolidae. Gene Ontology annotation, cellular component: proteasome core complex; cytosol; proteasome core complex, beta-subunit complex. The record is from RefSeq and is a predicted model, not a curated record.
CCGCGUUGGGUGACGUCACUGAGCCGCGCCGCGAAGACCGGCUUCCUUCGCCUUGUCGCUGUGUCAUCCUCGCCGCGCUUCCUCCUGUUCCUUCUCGUCGUAAUGGAGUACCUUCUUGGCAUCCAGGGGCCGGACUUCGUGCUGGUCGCCGCAGACACCGUGGCCGCCUCCAGCAUCGUUCACAUGAAGCGCGAUCAUGACAAGAUGUUCAAGAUGAGUGAGAAGAUCUUGCUCCUCUGUGUCGGUGAGGCUGGUGACACUGUCCAGUUUGCAGAAUACAUCCAGAAAAAUGUCCAACUCUACAAGAUGAGGAAUGGAUAUGAGCUGUCUCCAACUGCGGCUGCCAAUUUCACACGGCGGAAUCUAGCUGACUAUCUGCGGAGUAGGACUCCGUAUCACGUCAACCUCCUCUUGGCGGGUUACGAUGAGCACGAUGGGCCCACCCUCUACUACAUGGACUACCUUGCCUCCUUAGCAAAGGCCCCCUUUGCAGCCCACGGUUAUGGAGCGUUCCUCACCCUCAGCAUUCUUGACCGCUACUACAAACCAGGUAUCACCCGCGAGGAAGCCAUAGAGGUUCUCAAGAAAUGUCUGGAGGAGCUCCAGAAGCGCUUCAUCCUGAACUUGCCUUCCUUCAAUGCCCGGUUCAUCGACAAAGACGGCAUCCACGAUGUGACCAACAUCCCCCUCCUCAAAGCAGAAGCCUGAAAGCAGCAUUUCCCUCUUCCCACCUUCUUUUUGGCUUUUUGUACUUGUUGGAAAUUCAGAGCUCAGUGUAUUGCGCUUUGCAAAUACAAAUAAAAGUUGACUCUUACAGUA